UUCAAGAUCGGUCAUAUAGAAAUAUAACAGUUUUGAAAUAUCCAACAAAAGUUGACAUGUUACGUGUACAAUAAUAUCAAGUGAAUGAAAUUAUUGUUACAACAGAUUUUCUUAUGGGAUUGAAAGAGUUUUUUUGAACGUUAUAAGCGUCGUAAAAGCGGUGUCUUAAGCGUGUAGAUUACACGAAUACUGAUUCAAGUGAUUUUCAGAAAUUUCUAUUGUUUUCUAAGCGAAACAACAUUCGUGGAACUGAAAAAUGUUAUUGUGAUAUAGAGAAUAAAAUGGUUUGAUUCGAAUGAAUAUUUAUGAGGUUAAUUACCCGAGCGAUUGAUAUAGUAGCAAUAUUACUUGGUUAGGUUGAUUGACUAAGUAGGCAUACCUAUGAUAUCCGAUCAACAUUCCACGUGUUCCUCUCGGUGGUUCACGUUAAAACGUGACAUUGGAUCAAGUUUAUAAACAGCACAUUGUUUUAAUCCAUAAUGGCGACAAGUGAUUUUGAUGUGGAGCUCUUUGAGCGAAGACUUCAUACAUUGAAGGAUUCACAGGAGUCAAUACAAGGUCUUUCAGCUUGGUGCUUAGAAAGGAGACAACAUCAUAAGAAAAUUGUAGCUACCUGGUUACAGGUUUUAAAGAAGGUAAAAGUUGAGCACCGGCUUACGCUAUUUUAUCUGGCAAAUGAUGUUAUUCAAUACUCUAAGAGAAAAAAUUUUGAAUUUGUGGAAUCAUGGGGCACUACUUUACAACGAGCAACAACUAUGGUUAGAGAUGAAAAAGUGAAACAUCGUAUAUUAAGGAUUUUCAAAAUUUGGGAUCAAAGACAAGUAUACGAUGAAGAAUUUCUCGCAGAUUUGUCAGGAUUAAUUUCAGCAGCACCAAAAAAGAAAUUAGAACCUCAGCCAACAGUACCACCUGAAGAAUUUCAAGCUGCCUUACUUAUCUCUACUAUGAGAUCAUGUGCUACAUUAGAACAAGCAACUGAUGCCCGAUUAAGAGAUUUACGUGAAAGUAAUAUAGACAUAGAAAAUGCAGAAGAAUUAUGUGCUUCUCUAAAAGAUAGAAGAAGGGUUGAAGAUGCAGAAAAGGAAGUAGAUCUAGCAGUUAGAAAUGUUGAAAAUUAUGUUCGUGCAUUAGAAGCAGAAAUUAGAGAAAGAACCCAAGUACUUGAACUAUUAGAACAAGCUGAUCAAUUUUAUGAAACUCAAAGAGGUGAAGUGAAAAUAGUUACUAAUGCAUACAGAAAUUUUGGUAGUCGCGUAAAAAAUUUGAAGAAAAAAUUGGAUGAACUUUUACCAACAUUAGUUUCACCAAUUCCAUCACCAGACAUAAAUGCUCCAUCUCCAAGUCCUGAUAGCGAUAUUGAACUUCCAGGAGAAGAAACUCAAUCUCAAAAUCAAUUAGGAAUGAUAGAUGUAGCACCACCAUCUAUGUAUGGUUCAUAUUCACAUGACUAUGAUCCAGUGCCUGUACCAGCUCCAGAAAUGGGUCAAGUCAAUGAUUCUGGUGAUUUUACUAAUAAUUUUUCAUCUUUUAUGGGAGGAAAUGUGGAUUUUGGUAAUAUGAGAAAUAUAUUUAAUGAAAGAUCAUCAACACCUACUGGAAUAUCACAGCAGUAUAACGACUCAAUAGAGGCUAAACCAAUAGAGGUAAUCAACAUGAGACCCUCCAAAAAUGAAAGUAAUAACGCGGAUUUUAAUAUCUCUAGUUUUUUAAAAACUGUUCUUCCUUCUUCUGAUGGAACACAAGAUCCUGGUGGUAUUCCAGGUCUUGGUUUAGAUAUUCCAGAAUCACGAGUAGAGUCACCACAGCGUUCGAAUUAUAGACAUUCACCUGUGUUAGGGCAGCAUUCUGUAACUCCUGUGAUGUCAAGAAUUAUGGGUAAUCAGAAUGCACCUAUAGGCGUAAAUACUUGUCCAAUAACUCAUAGUACUCCAUUACCUGUUCGGAAUUUAUCAGGCGAAUCGCAUACUCCUUCACCAUACUCCAGUCAAAACAGUCAAAGUAACAUUACUGUACCUUUUGAUGGUCCUACUAAUAAUAAUACUGUUAAUCCUUUACCACCUCCACCGUUACCUCCGCCUAUUUUUCUUGACGAUGAAAAUUGUUAUAAUAAAUUACCACCAAAAUUUCCUACAUGGACACCUCCAAAUGAAACUAUAAAGGAACCAGCCAAAUGGGAAGAAAAGGGAAAAAAUAGCAUGAAUCCAACUUGGCCUGGUGAAUGUGAUGAAAAAACGAAAACAUGGAUGGAUGGUGAUACGGAUAGAUGGGACUCUAAUAAUGAAUCUACAUGGACUAAUAUUGUGAGAGGAAAGAACGAAAUUCUAUCCGAAACACCAGAAUCGCCACCCAUGUAUGAAAAGGCGGGAUUUACAGAUCCAGUUGAAUAUGAUGAUUCUCAACCGCAAGAAUCUCUUUUGAGUACUGCUGGAGAUGUAGAUCAUAGGGUAAUACCAAUUCCAAUGACAGUGGAAAAUCAAUUACCAUAUCGUUUAAUGAAAGCAGCGGAUGUUGACCAUCGUAAUUUAAUUAGCUUAACAGGAAGUCCAGCAAAUCAUAAUGUUAACGAUACUUCUAUGAAUGUGAUAUCGAAUAGCAACAACUUGUGGUCUACCAGCGAUCAGGAUUACCGGCAACACAUGCAACCGGGCGAUAUCGUGGAAAGUGUUGACAUGGAAAUGUCGGAUGAUGAAACUGACAGUAAGCCAAAAGGAAGGGUAUUGGUUGACGUGCGAUCGCAAGAUAGGGACAUGAGAGUCGGUAAUCCAUCAGCAUCUUCGCAACACAUGGAUAUGGAUAUGCGAAUGAUUCCGCUUCCCGCAGGCCAAAUGCCAGGAUCGCAUGGACAAAUUAUGCAAGAUGUACAUAUGAUGCAUUCAGGACCUCCACCACCUCCACCUCCACCGCCACAAUUUCAUCCAGGUCAACCAUCUUUUCAUCAAGAUCAAACAGAUUUUCGACAUAAUACCGCGGCAGAAUUCCAUCCGGCUCAAACAAAUUUCCAUCAGAAUAGACCACCGCCAAAUUUCAUUCAAAAUCAGCCAGAUUUUGGUCAACAAGAAUUUCAUCAAAUGCAACCAGAAUUUCCAAAACAAGAAUUUGAAUAUCGUGAGAAUCAUGCUUUACGACCUAAUCAAGAAUUUCUUGGCGAACCACAAAUGCGUGGGAGGUACUCUCAACCAGUCGAUCAUCAACAUCGAGAUAUUGGUUUUCAUCGGAAUGACCGAGGAGGUCGUGGUGGCCGUGGAUUUGCGAGAAAUCGACGGGAUAGAUACUCGGAUGACCAUAAACCGAGAAACAUUCAGAACAAUCGUAAAUCUAGAACCCAAGAACAUCAAAGAUCUUCGCCAGAAAUUUUACCCAAUAGUAGACCUCUGUUAGUACCAGCACCCGAUACAGUUGUCAUAAUCGACGAAGAGGGUAUGCCUAUAGGAUUACCUAAUGAGAAGGAAAUAGCAGCAAAUGUAGAACAUCCUGUGGAUACGGAACAAGAAGAAAAUUGUCAAGAUCGUAGAUUGUCACAUGGCACGCCAAAUUCACGGGAUCUUGACCAGCAAUCCAUUUAUUCAAGUGGUUCAAAUCUUGUUCAUGAACAUGAAUCUGAGCCACCGGUUGCUGAGUCGGACGAGCAACAAUCAACAAUGAACCAAGUGACUGUUGUACCCGUAAUAACGGAUUCUAAAGACUCGCAGCAUAAUCAAUACGUGUCUAUUUCUGAAUAUGAGGAACACGUUGAAUCAGAAGCUAUGAUAUCGGAGAAAACUUGCGAGAGUAGCGGAUCGAUUGAAAAUGCCGAACAAGAUAUUAACUUCGAUCAAUCACAACAGCAACAACAACAACAUAUAUCGGAUCAAUUGGACGAUCUUGGAAACUCAAUGCCAAGUAACGAAUUGAAGAGACCGUCGACAAAUGGCAACUUUGAUGACAAUGAUGUUAGCUCUAGUAAGAAGAGACUUUUAUCUAAUGGUCCUCAGACUCCAACCGAGACUGAUGCAGGUUUGAACGGGCCUAUACCGCAAGUAUCGGCGGAGUCACAUCCGGGGAUAUACGAUUUUGAAGGGCCGAAUUUUCGACCACGUCUUAGUGGUCCUGUUCCAUUUCCUCCAUGGAGAGGGGGUCUACCAAGGGGUAGAGGCUUCAGAGGUGGUCCCAGAGCUCCUUGGAUGGAUAGAGGUCCUCGUGGCCCUGUAAUUGGUAAUUUUAUGCCCAGAGGAUUGAAACGCGGUGGACAAUUUAGGGGAAAUGGUUUCAGAGGUCGGGGACGUGGUAAUAAUUGGUAGAAAGUGCAUGAAUUUUCGAAUUUAUUAUUUGCUUGAAGGAAAGAGGAGAAGAAAUGAAAAUGAAAAAAAAAAAAAAAAAAAAAAAAAAAAAAAAAAAAAAACUUUCGCUGCAAUUUUUACCAAGAAAAAAAUUUGCACCGCUUUUGACAACAUAACGAGAAGAAAACAACUGUUUUUUCUAUUCUGUACAUAUACUUGUUAAAAAUAUUAUUAAAUGAAGGAAGAAGACUCAUCGUCGGAACGAUGAUCACGUAGGACUGGGACAUUAUCUUUGCGUGCGUCUCUUAACAUGUAGAUGGGAAAAUGGGGGCAAAGACGGUAUAAUCCCAGACGACGUAAUCUUCUUUGUUGAAGAUUCACGCUUCUGUGUGAUUAAUUCGCCUAUAUACAUAUAUAAAUAAAAAUAUAGAUAUAUAGAUAUAUGAAGAAUGUACACGUACACAUUUAAUGCGUUUAUUCUCUCUCUCUCUCUCUCUCUCUCUCUCUCUCUCUCUCUCUCUCUCUCUCUCUCUGUCUUUGUCUCUGUCUCUGUCUCUGUCUCUAUCGCUAUUUUCUCUUCGAAAAACUUCAUUCGAUUUUCACAUACAUGUACACACAUUUGUUAAAAAUUUAGAUGUAUUAUUGAAGCGGUACUUUUGACGCCUUUAAUACAACGUUAUCAUGAACAUUUCCAAUCAGUGAUGAUAUAAAUAUCGAUUUAUAUAUCAUAAAAAAAUGAUUAUAAUAAUGUAUUGAUUAUAAUGGUGUCGAUAGAUUGUCGCUUCCGUAAUAAUCGGUAUUAUCUUUUAGGAUUUUAUGUAAGACAAAAGAAAUUUCUGUUUUACUAAAAAAAAAAAAAAAAAAAAAAAAAAAAAAGAAAAAAAAAAGAAACUUCUGUAUGUGUUAUUACAAGUACAAGCAUAAAAAAGAAAAAAAUAAUCUCCGUCAGGUGGGUUGACCUGUGAAAAUGAUUUCGUAAUUUGAAGUUGAUUCUUGGUCCCUAUAAAUCAAUACAGGAAUCAGAAUCAAAGGUGCAGCUUGUUUAAAACAAGAAAGGAAAAAAGAGAAAGAGAACUCUUUUUUUUUUUUUUUUUUUUUUUUUUUUUUAAUUCGUUUCACGGGUCGCUUCUUUUUAUUCACUCGCCUCUUACCAUAUAAAAAUAAACAUUAAUUGCCUGUUUUCUUUAUCCACCUGUCUACGCUUCUUAUUAGUUCGAGGCUCGUUUAUAAACAGGCAUAUGUCAAUGAAUCUUGAAAGUGUAUUAAUAAAAAUACAAUGUUUAUGUUCUGGUCCACUUCGUACAUUUCCCCCAUUUUUUUCUAAAAAUGUAUGCGUAACGUAAUAUGUCUCAUAUACGCGGUUAUUAUUUCAUUUUUAUAGAGAAAAGAAAAGAGACAAAAAUAUUAAAAAAUGAGGAAAAACUGUAAAGAUUAUUAUGUAUUAAGCGAAAUCGCGAAAUCGAAUAGAAGAACAGGUCAAUAAUGAAUACCUGUCCCCGAUGUACGAUUCGUAUUUUGUUUUUGUUUUUUCCAUUGCGAAGGAACAAAGACUAUUGUACGGGAAAAAAAAAAAAAAAAAAAAAAAGAAAUUUAACAAAUGAAUUUUGUUAAUAAUGAUUCGUUUGCUUGAUCAACCUGUUUUCUUUUUCCGUUUCGUUUCGUGUCUUUUUCCCUCCACUUCGUCGAAUAUUUUCAUACAUUUCAGCUUGUGAUUUGAAAAAAGAAUAGAAAUGAUAAAAAUAUCGAUGGAAUAUUUUUUACAAAAAAUUGUAAAGCUAUAUUCUUGUGUAUAUGUAUAUGUGUGUAUAUGUGUGUGUUUACACAAUAUAUACAUGUAAUUAUGAAUAUACGCGACUCGAUCGACAGCAAUUCCUUUAUCUAAUUAUAAGUUUAAGCGUUUAAAUUUAAUUUUGUGUAAAUUUUGAAUAUCGAUAUCAUUUUGUACGAAUCUCGUAAUGGAAGAGAAGUUGGAGGAAUUUUUGUAACAAAUAGUAAUGUUUUUUUUUUUUUUUUUUCUUUAAAAUUCGGUUGACAAUGAAAGCAAACGCAUCAUUAGA
Messenger RNA from Apis laboriosa (Himalayan honeybee), 6313 nucleotides. RefSeq lists its product as uncharacterized. The coding region runs from base 480 to 4277 and encodes 1265 amino acids. Gene Ontology annotation, molecular function: RNA polymerase II complex binding. Gene Ontology annotation, cellular component: RNA polymerase II, holoenzyme. Gene Ontology annotation, biological process: mRNA 3'-end processing. The record is from RefSeq and is a predicted model, not a curated record. NCBI's taxonomy places the organism in Eukaryota, Metazoa, Arthropoda, Insecta, Hymenoptera, Apidae. The transcript has 8 exons.